GAACCCAUUCUCCCCAGAUUCUCAGGGUCUCGAUUAUGGGGCUCCGAGCGCUGCUCCUGCUGCUCUCGGGGGCCCUGGCGCUGACCGAGACCUGGGCCGGCCCUCACACCCUGAGAUAUUUGAGCACCUUCAUGUCCGGACCGGGCCGCGGGAAGUCCCGAUACAUCGGCGUCGUAUACAUGGACGACACGGAGAUCCUGCGGUUCGACAGCGACGUCCGGAACCCCAGGCUGGAGCCGCGGGUGCCGUGGAUGGAGCAGCCGUGGGUGGAGAAGGAGAUGCCGGGGUAUUGGAACCAGGAGACACGUUUUUGCCAGUGCGAGGCACAGACUAACGAAGGGAACCUUAACAACCUGCGCGCCCACUACAACCAGAGCGAGGACGUGUCCCACACCUACCAGGAAAUGACUGGCUGCGUCGUGGGGUCGGACGGGGGUUUUCUCGGCGGGUACAGUCGGCUCUUCUACGACGGCACCGAAUACCUCGCCCUGAACAAGGACCUGAGCUCCUGGACCGCAGCGGACACAGCGGCUCAGGUCACCUGGCGUGAGUUGGUGCAGUUCCCUGAUGCAGAGGACCGGAGGGCCUUCCUGGAGGGCGAGUGCCUGUACUGGCUCCACCUGUACCUGAAGAAGGGGAAGGAGACCCUACUCCGAGCAGACCCUCCAAAGACACAUGUGACCCACCACCCCAUCUCUGACCAUGAGGUCACCCUGAGGUGCUGGGCCCUGGGCUUCUACCCUGCGGACAUCACCCUGACCUGGCAGCAUGAAGGGGAGGACCUGACCCAGGACAUGGAGCUGGUGGAGACCAGGCCUGCAGGGGACGGGACCUUCCAGAAGUGGGCAGCUGUGGUCGUGCCCCCUGGAGAGGAGCAGAGAUACACGUGCCAUGUGCAGCACCAGGGGCUGCCUGAGCCCCUGACCCUGAGAUGGGAACCCCCUCCUCAGACCACCAUCACCAUCGUGGGCAUCACUGCUGCCCUGGGUCUCCUUGGAGCUGCAGCUGCUGGAGUUCUGCUGUGGAGGAGGAAGUGCUCAGGCAGGAGCAGGGAGAAAUACGCUCAGGAUGCCUCAAUGAAAAAUGUCUUCAAGCUGAGUAUGAAAAAAAAGAAAAAGAAAUUAAAAAAUAAACGUUUAUUUAAGGAAGCAGUACCAAAGCCAGAGCGAGACCCAGUGUUGCGUGGAGCCAGCCUGGUGCUCACUGCUGGGCCGUGCUAUUCUCCGGUGGGAAACACGUGGUCUCACAGAACAUCGGCAUCAGACAAGGACCUGAGACAUCGGCGACAAGAGACACAACACCACACUGCGUGUUGUCUCAGCACAGACAGGAAUGAGACACAGUGCGGCUCACACACCAACAAGCAGCUCCCAGGCCGGCUAACAGAAGGGAAGGCAGCAUCUUUCCUAUAACUCCUCACCCUCGCUCCAGUCUGCUGCCUCAGGAGAAGGCUCCAACGGUGAAGGGAAACACACUUCACCCUGGGAGGAAAUAUUGGGAGGAGCAACAGAUGGAGAAUUCUAAGGUGGAACACCAGAGUUUACAUCUCGUACUUUACAAGUUUAUAAUUAUGUACGGGUCCUACUGGAAUUUGAUAUAUGUUGUGUUCAAUAAAUAUUUUUUGUUGAAGUAAA
This is a messenger RNA of Phyllostomus hastatus (greater spear-nosed bat), 1634 nucleotides long. Its product is annotated as patr class I histocompatibility antigen, A-126 alpha chain-like. The coding region runs from base 36 to 1412 and encodes 458 amino acids. Lineage: Eukaryota; Metazoa; Chordata; Mammalia; Chiroptera; Phyllostomidae. Gene Ontology annotation, molecular function: peptide antigen binding; signaling receptor binding. The transcript has 9 exons. Gene Ontology annotation, biological process: antigen processing and presentation of endogenous peptide antigen via MHC class I via ER pathway, TAP-independent; positive regulation of T cell mediated cytotoxicity; immune response. The record is from RefSeq and is a predicted model, not a curated record. Gene Ontology annotation, cellular component: external side of plasma membrane.